AUGAACAAGAUAAAAAUAAGAAAAUUUGAAGACCCACAUGUUUGGAUAUAUGAAAAUGUAUUAUUAAAUAAAACAUUGAAUUUAAAAGAUAUCGAAAAAAAAAAAAAAGAUAAUAAGAAUUUUUCAAAUACAUUAUUACAUGAAGAAGCUUCAAAGAAAUUAAAAGGAAUAUUAAAGGAAUGUAAAAAAUAUGAUAAAGAAUUACAAGAAAUUAAGAAUAAUAAAAAAGAAUCCUUUGUUUUAAAGAAUUCUUUACAUCCAAAUAAAAAAAUAAAUUUAAAAUUUUUAUUGAAUGAUAACCAAUUUAAAGGAAAAAAUGAGGAAGAGAGGAAAAAUUUUAAAUUAAUUUUUAAUGAAAAUAAAAAUAUGUAUAUUAGGAAUAAUCAAAAAGUAUAUGAUAAUAUAAUAAAUAUAAAAAGGAACCAUAAAAUAACAUCUACUAAUAAUAUAAACAACAAUAAUAAUAAUGAUAAUAUACAACAACAACAACAUAAUAAUAAUAAUAUAUUAGAUCAUAUUAAAAAAAUCCAAAAGGAAAAAAUUUCGAAAUUAUAUUCUGUUUUUAAUAAUCACGUAAAUUAUUAUGAUAAUUAUUUAAAGGAAAAAUAUAUGAAGGAGGAAUAUUUGUUAAAUGAAAAAUAUCAAUAUGUAUCUCCACAUCUUAAUAAUUACAAUGAUCAUGAUAUAAAACAUGAUGAUAUUUAUAAGGAUGAUUCCAUUGUGUCUAAUACAAACAACAAUAAUGAUAAUAAUAAUAAUAAUAAUAAUAAUAAUAUUUGUAGUAGUAAAUUUUCUUCUUGUGAUCAUAUAUAUCUUACUAAUUGUUCUAAUAAUAAUCAAGUCACAGAUACAAAUUUAAAAUUAAAUGUAUCUACUAAUAAUAUACACGUUUUAAAUGAUGAACAAAGGGGUGAUACCAUCCAUCAUAAUAAUGUUCAUGCAAAGGAUUUAUAUGAUAAUCAAGAAAAUGAAAAUAAUCGAAAUGAAACAUAUGUAUUAAAAAUGAAUAAUAAAUAUGAUGAUAAUAAGAAGAAGGAGAAGGAUGAUGUGAAUAAUAAUGUGAAUAAUAACCCGACGGAUGACAUUAUAUUCAACACGUUAAACACAAACCAGGGGAAUACCACAAAUUAUUCCUUAUACAAUAUGAACAACAAACAAUAUGAAUCUAUAAAGUAUGAUAAAAACAAUUCUGAGGAUUUUCCUUUGAAUUAUAAGAAUGAAACCUCCUAUUUGAAGACUGAAGAAAAUUUCAAUGACACAAAAAUAUGUGAUGAUAAUAUAUAUGUUAAAAAAAAUGUAUACAAUAAUAAAUAUAAUAGUAUGAAAGACUUUUUUGUGAAAAGUUUCAAUAUUUUAAAUACAAUGAACCAAACGUCCUUGUAUGACAAACGAAAUGAUGAUUUUUCAAACGUGGAUGCGAUGAAUAAUGUUUUGAAUGGUGGUAGUGUUCUAUCUAUAUUAAAAGAACUAAAAGAAAAUAAAGAAAAAGAAAAAAAUAAAACUGGAGUAUAUAAGAAGGAUAAUAAUACAUUACACAAGGAUGAUGAAAAUGAUGUUUCUAUGAGUAGUAUUUUUACAAAUAAUAUGAAAGAAAAAAAAAAUAACCAAAAAGAAGAAGUGGCAAAUGAUAAUAAGAAUGAAUCAUUAUAUUCAUAUAGAACAAAUGACAUGAACAAUAAUAAUAAUACUAAUAAUUAUUAUUAUUAUAAUGAUGAUAAUAAUUUGAAGGAAAAUUUGAUAAGUUAUAAAAAAAAAGAAAGGAAUAAAAAUAAGCAGAUUAAACAGUUUGAAUAUUUAGAUAGUAAUAAUAUAACAGUUAAUUCAUUGAGUAAUCAUUUAGAUAUAGAUGAAGAGAAAAUAAUAAAUGUUUGUAAAUAUAUAUUAGAUAAUGAUUAUAUAUAUAAAUAUACAAAAAUUGAAAAAGAAGUUGUUGAAUUAAUAUGUGAAGAAUUAAAUGUUUUAGACAAAUUAAAAUUUAGUUGUGUCAAUUUACAAAGAAGAAAUCCAAUAGUAACUAUAUUAGGACAUGUAGAUCAUGGUAAGACAACUUUAUUGGAUCAGCUGAGAAAUUCUAAUAUAGCUGGUGGUGAGAUAGGUGGCAUUACUCAAAAAUUGGGAGCAUUUGAAGUAGUAUGUAGAGAUGAUGAGAUGAAAGAAAAUGAAAAUAAAAACAAAUCUAUCAUUAAUAAUAAUAAUAAUAACAAAUGUGGUGAAUAUAAUAAUUAUUGUCAUAAUUCAUUUAAUUAUGAUAAUAGAAAAAUUACUUUUUUUGAUACCCCAGGACAUUCUGUAUUUAAAACGAUUAGAAAAAGAUGUGUGCAAUGUAGUGAUUUAAUCAUAUUAGUAAUAUCUUUAGAUGAUGGAAUUAUGAGUGAAACCAUUGAAUGUAUUGAACUAUCUAAAAAAUAUAAUACUCCACUUAUUAUAGCUGCAAAUAAAAUUGAUAAAUAUCAUAAAAAUAUUGAAGAACUUUCAAAAAGUUUAUUAAGUUAUAAUAUAGUUACUGACUUAGAAAAUGGAGAUGUGCCAAUAGUUCCUAUAUCUGCAAAAAAAAAUAUAAAUAUUGAUAUUUUAAAAAAAAAAAUUUUAGAAGUUAGCAAUAAAUUAAAUUUAAUGUGUGACUAUGGAUCAUUAUGUUCAGCAUAUAUAUUAGAAAAAAAAGUAGAUGCAUCUAAAGGCAAAUUAUUAACUGUUAUAUGUAAAUCUGGAAUAUUAAAAAUGAAUACAUAUUUUGUAAUUGGACAUAAAUAUGGAAAGAUCAAAAGAAUAUAUAAUAGUAAUAAUCAAAUAGUAUCACAAGCAUAUCCAUCAGAAGUAGUACAAAUAAUAAGUUCAAUUCCUUUAUCAUAUGAUAAUAUAAAUUAUGGAGAUAUUAUGUUUGAAAUGAGUACUUUAAAAUCUGCUCAGAGAGUAUCUAAAUAUAAGUUAAAAUUAGCUCAAUAUAAUUUAAUCAAUCGUUCUUAUAUGAACAAUACUACUGAAGAUGAUAUAUAUAAAAAUGUAGAAAAAAAUAAAAAUAAUUAUAUUCAUAAUAAUGAUAAUAAUUUACACAAUCAUAUGAACAACCAAUCACAGAAUGGGUUACCACCUUUAUUUGAUAGUAGUAAUAAAAAAAAAAAUAUAUAUAUUAACAAAAAAGAAAAUAAAUAUAAUAAUAAAUAUGAUUCAAAUGUAGAUAAUAUAUUAAAUAACUUCAAUAGUAAAAAUAAUAACUCCAGUGGUUCUACUUUAGCUUUAAAUUCUUUUAAAUUACCUCAAAUACCUUUAAUUGUCAAAACAUGUGAUGAAGGUAGUUUAAGUGCUAUAAUUGAAGGAGUCGAAUCUUAUAAUAAAAAUGAUUCUAAAGAAAAAUAUUAUAAUAUACAAAAUUUUAUUGAUAGGAAUUAUAUAAAUAAGAAUAUAUUAAAUAAUGAUAUUAAUAAUAUAUCUAAAGAAUUAUUUUCAAAUUGGUAUCCUUUAAAAAUUAUAAAUAAAGGUAUAGGCACAUUUCAUAGUAGUGAUUUAAAAUAUUGUGAACAUAUAAAUCCAUGCUUUCUUAUUUCAUUUAAUGUUGAUGUUAAUUUUAAAUUAUUACAACCAUAUAUAGAAAAUCAUAAUAUUAUCUUAAGAAAUCAUAAUAUUAUAUAUGAACUCUUUAAUGAUAUAGAAAAUAUGUGUAAUUUUUAUUUCGAUUCUUUACAUGUCUAUGAACCUGUCUCAAAAAUGGUAAUAAAUAAAACAGGUUAUUAUUCUAUUAAAAAAAAUAAAACAAAAAAAGUUGUCAUAUCAGUAGAUAUAAAAGAAGGAUCAUUUACAUCACAUGAAUAUUUUACAGUUAAAAGAAAUAAACAAAUUAUUCAUAAUAAAAUUCAUAUACUUUCUAUGCAAAAAAAUAAACAAAAUACGAACGAGCUAAAUAAAUCAUGUAAUGUUAAUGCUAUCAUAUUUAAUAUUAAUUCUGAUGAUUUUGAGGUAGGCGAUGAAAUCGUGGCCUACAAAAAGGUUGUCAGAUCCCCCCUCUUUAAUAGAAUAAAAUCUUUUAACCUUUCUUAA
This is a messenger RNA of Plasmodium gaboni, 4032 nucleotides long. Its product is annotated as putative translation initiation factor IF-2. The record is from RefSeq and is a predicted model, not a curated record. Bases 1 to 4032 code for a protein of 1343 amino acids. The transcript has a single exon. Gene Ontology annotation, molecular function: GTP binding; GTPase activity. Lineage: Eukaryota; Apicomplexa; Aconoidasida; Haemosporida; Plasmodiidae.